AUCAUUUUUUGAGAUAUACAGAUUGAUUUUUUAGAUACAAUAAUAAUACUAUGAAUGCACAUACUACAUGCAGUGAUAACCACAGCUUAUCAGAUGUUGAUUAUUCACAAUGGCAACGCAGAAAUAAAACACCCAGUAAAACGAAUGACCCUCCACGGUACGCUGCUUCAAACCUUAAUGGAAAAUCAAGAGUUGCUGAUAAGAAAACAAAUUCCACUAAGAGCAGUCCAAUGUCAACUAUUGCUGUUACAGAUAUACAUCAUGGUUCCUCAUUUCAUAGAGAGUGUUCAGCUCUUUGUCGUCAUAGAAAGAAGUCACCCAAAAAGGAAUUUUUGGUCAAAACAGAGCAGAAAAAGACAAAAGAUAGCAUGAUCAAUUUGUUAAGGGUGCAAAUAAGUGAAAGAAGCAAGUCUCUUUCUGAAUGCCAGCAACAGUAUUUAAAGCUCAUUAGGGAAAAUUUAAGGCUAAAGGAUGAAAUUACCAAUGAUGAAAAAUUAUCGCACACUGAUGUGAACCAGUUGUUAUCGAAGUAUGAAAAAUACAGGCUUGGAUUAACAGUCUUACAGAAUCAUCACGAAAAAGAUUAUGCAGUAGAGACAUCAAAACUCCAAAACACCACAAACGAAGUUCAAUCAUUGCUAAAAGGAUUAAGAGACGAAAUCAAAAUGUUGGAUCAAAAGAUUGAUACAGAAAAACUUGCACUGAAGGUUUUGUUAAAUUACAAGGAAAAAGAAUAUCCAGAUAAAUUGGAAGAGAUCAGAUCAUUAAAACAUCUCGUUAAUAAGUUAGAGAAGGAUUUUUAUGACGAAUAUGAAGAGUUGAAGAGUAUUACCGAAGUAGAAAACGUGGACUUAAUUCACACACAAAUUAAACUCCAGGAGAAAGUGAAAGAAGAGUAUGCACAGGAUGCAUUUGAAACUUUAGACAAUUCAACAAAAAAAUUAUCCCAUCAAAAUACUCUAAUGGAAAAGGAAAUUGCAUUUCAUCAAUUGGAACUGGAGAAUCAUGAAAACGAAAUUCGGAUUUUAAAGCAACAAAUACGAAGUUUGAAGAAUGAUGAAGGGAAGCGUACUGCUCAACGAAAGCAUCCCGAGUUGUUUCAAGAAAAAUGUCUGCCAGACACGGACUUUGAGCUUGAGAUACCGACGCAAAGAUGGCUGCCAAUCUAAACGUUAUACAUCCAUCUGUUUUUUUAAAAAUGCAGAUAGUGAUCACGUGUCUGCUCCGUCGAUUUAAAGGAAGCGUUUAGAAUUUUAUUAUCGGCAAAAACUGUUCGAAAUGAGGAUGCAAAGACUGACUUUUUUAAGAUCACUGGCCCAAACUGUCGGCUAUAAGUGGCGAUAAGUAGUUUUAUGUGGCGAUAAGUAGUUUUAUGAUGACAAAAAAUAGGACUAGUGAUAACAUCGACCGAAAAAUUAUGCUGCCUAGUAAUUUGGGCCAGGUUAGACUUUUGAAAAAAUAUACUUAAUCAGGACGCAACAAAAAAAGUUAGACUUUGAGUUUUCCGAAAAUUACCUUUUAAAUUGUGUACGUUCUUAUAAAAUAUUUUGUGCAGUUUAAGCAUUAAGGCACAAGCUUCUGACAAAUGAAUGCUUGUUUGCGUUAUCAGCUGCCUGACCAUGAUGCUUUUUUGUUUGUUUGUUUGUUUGUUUUUUGUUUUUUUUUGCACUUUCUAAAUCAUCAAAAUUAAAAUGGUCGAAAUUAUUCAUGAGUCCUAAAGUAACAAAAUUUUAAGGUAAGUGGCAAAAUUUUUGAUGACAAAAUUUGAACCAAACAAUUCAAAAUAGAGUUUUGCAGUAUAUCGUAUAAAGGAUGAAUUCUAUUACAUCGUUUAUAUAUUAUCUAACCUCUUAGCGUUUGCAGCACCUAAACAACCGGUUGCAAAAGUUGUUUGACAAUUACAAGUUGCUCACCCCAACUUCCAGGGCAGCCAAAAUACAAACAUCACGAUCAGUAAAAUGGAUAAUAUGAGGACCAUUUCGUAACCUCGUCAUAAUCUUGAGUACUUACUAAAAAAGUUUUAGUUUUGUUCGGUUAAUAUGCGAACUGUGGGUCAAGAUGUUUUUUUUUUUUUUGUUAAAAUCGAGAACAUGUAAAUUUAAGAAAACAGUGGAUUAUAAAUAUUGUUUUUAAUGUAGAUAAAUUAUUUUGUAUUUAUUGUAAAUAUUCCACUUGUGAGAACCUUAAAUAAUAUAUUGUGUCAAAAAUGA
Molecule: messenger RNA, 2210 nt
Organism: Hydractinia symbiolongicarpus
Lineage: Eukaryota; Metazoa; Cnidaria; Hydrozoa; Anthoathecata; Hydractiniidae
Product: paramyosin-like
Exons: 12
Coding region: 51-1169 (372 amino acids)
Source: RefSeq, a predicted model, not a curated record